AUGGCGAGGAUGCCAUACAGCACGACAUAUGGCAGGCUCGGCGACGUGGCACGCUGGCAGACGCGCUUGGUCAUCUGUGGUCGCGGCAAAAUGGAUAAGUACCUCUACGAAUGGAUCGACCAAGACCACAGAAAGGCAACGUCACGCCGGCGGGGCCACAAGGGCACCACCUCGCACGAGUCGAUGGUGCUCGAGGGCCACGCCGCCAUCGUCAAGCUGCCCUUCCUCGACGACAACGACGCCUACCUGCUCAUCGGCAAGGCGUCGAUCGAUCCCACCGCCCCGUACGUGCUGCUCGACGUCGGGCGCGAGGUGACCCUGCGCUAUCGCAAUGGCCACAAGUACAUUUGGACGACGUAA
Molecule: messenger RNA, 360 nt
Organism: Saprolegnia parasitica CBS 223.65
Lineage: Eukaryota; Oomycota; Saprolegniomycetes; Saprolegniales; Saprolegniaceae
Exons: 2
Coding region: 1-360 (119 amino acids)
Source: RefSeq, a predicted model, not a curated record